This is a messenger RNA of Closterium sp. Naga37s-1, 4962 nucleotides long. Lineage: Eukaryota; Viridiplantae; Streptophyta; Zygnematophyceae; Desmidiales; Closteriaceae. The record is from the annotation of a GenBank genome assembly.
AUGGGAAAUCCCUUCACGCCCAUAACAGCCUACCAUUGCCUUCCCCCCCUUCCCUUCCUCCCUCUCAUGCACUCUGCCUUUCCCCUCUUGCACGUUGGUCACCCUUUGUCCCAUGCUGAUUUCUCCUCUUCCAAUCAGCUUGGUCCAGCCCUUCAGCCAUGUCUCCCCCUUCUCCUCUCUGCGAUCCCCCUCCCCGCACACCACUGCGUUCACAACCUGCCAGGGCAGCACGCGCACGCCACCGGCAGUGAGGAACGGUUGCGGGGCCCACAUCACCUCCCUCUCCCUCUCCCUCUCCCUCUCCCUCUCCCUCUCCCUCUCCCUCUCCCUCUCCCUCUCCCUCUCCCUCUCCCGCUCUGCCUCCAUGCCCGCCCCACCUGGCCCUCUCUCGUUGCUGCACCGUCCCCCCUCCCCUUUGCUGCUACCUACCUGCCUGCAUGCACCGUUGCUGGCCUCACCGCCUCCAUCCUCCUCGCCCCCUGCCUCACUGCACCCACGCCCACGCCCAUGCCUCUGCAGCACCACCCGCACCUGCCUGAGCACAGCUGUGUGCCCUUCAUUCGGACCCCAUGCACCGUGCCGUGCUGCGCUGCCACCUCCACCACCCCCACCACCCCAAGAAACGGCCUGGAAACCCACGCCAGCCCCUCACUGCCUGCCCGCCCCUCCCAGCCCCUCCGAGUGCCGUCUGCUGCUCGCCUCUCCACCCCUCCUCCCCCACCGCACUCCUCCCACUUGCGCUGCUGCACUCGCCCCCUCCCUGCAAUCUCCUCGCCCUCUCCACCUGCCUCUCCUCGGUCUUGCUUGCUUUGCCCCACCGCUGCUGCACAGUACUGCCCCCAUUGGGGGAAGAAGCACCGCGGCACCCACACCAGCGCACCCUUCCUCCCCUUGCCAGCCACCCUCCCUGCGCUCGCUGCCGCCACCGCCACGGCGGCCAUGCUGUGCGCGGGCAGGCGAGUGCGAGUGCGAGGGGGGGAAGGUCGCACAGUAUUCCACUCGCCCCACGGCCCUGGUGGCAGCGGCAGGGCGGGCAAGAGAAGCAGCGGUAGGCAAGGCAGGGCAGGUGAGGAUGAAGGUGGGACGAGAGGGCAUGAGGGAUGUGAUGGAGGCGCUGAGGGAACAGCGAUUGGGCAGCAAUAUGAGGCAAUGGCAUUCCUCCCCUCAUGCAGCCAUGCGGGCAAACUGCCACCGCCGCUCCUUCCCUCCUCCCCCCCGUGGGCAUCCAUCAGCAAGGCACCUCGCUUGCUCCCCACCCGCCUCAAAGUAUCCGCGCGCCUCAUCCCCCCCGCGCGCCGCCUCAUCCCCCCCGCGCGCCGCCUCAUCCCCCCCGCGCGCCUCAUCCCCCCCGCGCGCUGCCUCAUCCCCCCCCCGCGCUGCCUCAUCCUCCCCGCACGCCUCAUACCCCUCGCGCGCCUCAUCCCCCCCGCGCGCCUCAUCCCCCCCGCGCACCUCAUCCCUCCCGCGCCCCGCCUCAUCCCCCCCACGCGCCUCACCCCCCCCGCGCGCCUCAUCCCCCCCGCGCACCUCAUCCCUCCCGCGCGCCGCCUCAUCCCCCCCGCGCGCCUCAUCCCUCUCGCGCGCCUCAUCCCCCCCGCGCGCCUCAUCCCCCCCGCGCACCUCAUCCCUCCCGCGCGCCGCCUCAUCCCCCCCGCGCGCCUCAUCCCUCUCGCGCGCCUCAUCAUCCCCGCGCGCCUCAUCCCCCGUGCGACGCCUCACCCCCCCCCCGCGCGCUUCUACCACUACCUGCUGGACCGCCGGCAUAAACCGACUGCUGUGAGCAGCGGCAGCAGCGAUAGAAGCGCGGCCGGCAGAAACAGCAGAGGCGGCGGCGGCGACAGUUUAUCGCUGCCCGGGGUGAAGCACAUCGUGGCUGUGGCGUCCGCGAAAGGCGGCGUCGGCAAGUCCACCACUGCCGUGAACCUAGCAGUAGCCCUUUCACGCCACAUGCGCCUGCAGGUGGGGCUACUAGACGCGGACGUGUUCGGCCCCUCACUGCCCAAGCUACUCGGCCUGCACACAGCUGGCCGCCCCGUGCUGGCGUCACCCUCCCCCAAUGCGCGCAUGCUGCCACUGCAGGCGCACGGCGUGCUCUGCAUGUCCAUGGGCUUCCUCAUGCCUGCUGACAUGGCGGCCGUGUGGCGCGGGCCCAUGGUGAUGGCGGCGGUGGAGAAGCUUGUAAGGGGGACGGAGUGGGGGCGGCUGGAUGUGCUCGUGGUGGACAUGCCGCCCGGCACGGGUGACGUGCAGCUCAGCAUGAGCCAGAGGGUCCGCUUGUCAGGAGCGGUGGUGGUGUCGACACCGCAGGACCUCGCACUGAUGGAUGCGCGGCGGGGAGUGACCAUGUUCCGACAGGUCAACGUGCCGGUGUUGGGAGUGGUGGAGAACAUGAGUUACUUCACCUGCCCGGCCUGCUCCCACCGCUCAAACAUCUUCGGCCAUGGAGGGGCCCGACAGGCUGCCGCUGACCUGGAGAUCGAGUUUCUGGCAGAGGUGCCUCUGCUGCCGUCCAUCCGCAGUCGCUCAGACAGCGGCCUCCCCGUUGCUCUCGGCGCCUCAGCCGCUGCUGCUAGCGGGAGAGAAAGCAGGGCAGCAGACAGUGGGUCGGCUGAUAGUGGUGCAGCCGAAGGCGGGGCGGCCCAAGUAGGGGGAACAGAAGCUGGAGGGGCAGAAGGUGGGGGAGCAGCAGAGGAGGGGGCAGGCACUGGGAGUGGUGGGGCAGAGGAGGCAGUGGUGGCGACAUAUGAGCUCAUGGCGAGGAGGGUGUGGGAGAAACUGGAGGAGCGAGCACUUGAGGGUGGAGCAUCCAGCCGCGCGGUUCGUGCGUGCAUGGCAGCUCCGCGCGUGCACUCGGCGACGCACGGCCUGCCAGGCCGCAGUGCGCAUUCCCGGCCGUCCCUCGGGCUCCCCGCGUUCUGCGACGUCGUAGCUGCGUUCGGGCUUUUCGACGGCUCCUCGUGCACCCCGCAGAUCACCCCAGGGGGCGUAAUCUCCUGCACGUGCCACGGAUGCCAGCAGUGGAAGGCCUUCACAGCUGGCAGGCUGAGCUGGCCUUCCACGUGGCAGGUAGCCACUGGAGCAGGCGAGGGGAGUAGGGAGGCGAGCGAGCAGCAGCAGGAACAUCCUGAUUCUGAGAGGCACCGUGGGGGGUGCGCGGUGGGAGUGAUGCCAGCAGUGGGAGAGGGGGGGCAGGGCAGUGGGCCGGGCAUGGCAGCAAGGGUGCACUACGAGGUGCUCACACAGGAGAUGCUGCUCGCCCUCGCUGCUUACAUCCGGUCAGACACUCACAUUCCAAUGUCCGUCAUACUCCAGUCCAGCAAUCCCAGCCCCUCCUUGUCUCUCUUGUCUCUGUUCCUUACUGCCGUGGCUGCUGUCUCCUCGAGCGUGCAGGGCACUACAGGCGCACGAGUGGGCUCACAUCCCUCACCAUGCUGGAGGUGGGCCGCUGCUGCUGCCGCUGCUGCUGCUGCUGCCGCCGCCGCCGCUGCUGCUGCUGCUGCUGCUGCUGCUGCUGCUGCUGCUGCUGCUGCUGCUGCUGCUGCUGCUGCUGCUGCUGCUGCUGCUGCUGCUGCUGCUGCUGCUGCUGCUGCUGCUGCUGCUGCUGCUGCUGCUGCUGCUGCUGCUGCUGCUGGGGAUACUCACCACUCUCUUCUCCUCUCCCUCAACUGCCAUCGCUCAGAUGGAAGCAUGUGCCGGCAUGCACGCUUCUUCAUAUCUGCCCGUCUCCACUCCUCUCAACAAUCUUCAUCUUCUCUCGCCCCUCCCGCGUGCGGCAGGCAGGUGGGGGCAGGCGAUGGCCUGCUGGCCUGCAAGCUGCGGCAGUGCUUGCGAGAGUGGGGCGCAGACGGGGAGGGUGCAGAGUGGGAGGGCGAGGAGGGUGAGAUGAGGGAGGAAGGGGGACAACAACAUGAAGAACAGGGAGGAGGGAGGAGGAAUGGCAGGAGGAGGGACACGGAGAGGGGGACUGGCAGUGAGUGGGUGAGGUUGGAGGGGCUGUGGAUGAGAGUGAUCGCCACUGAUGCCAUGCCUCGUUGGCUGCCUGGCGGUGUCGCUGCCACACGCAGCCUCGCUGGUGCCGACUAUGGUGAUUCGAGGGAGGGCAGUGGAGGUCCAAGGGAGGGCAGUGGAGGUCCAAGGGACAUUGAUCAUGUGGAGGCAGGGGAGGAAGUGAUAGCGUGUGAUGCAGAAACUGCCAUUGCGGCAUACAAGCCCCAUAUUGUGAUCGCAUGCUGGAUGCCCCUAGGAGUGGACUGGACGGUAGCCAUGCGGCGGCAGGCGUCAGUGAGGGAGUAUAUCCUCGUGGGGGAGAAGGAGGGCGGCAUUUGCGGUCAUCACCUGCUGACGUGGCGCUUCCCUGGCUUGAAGACGUGGCGACGGGGUGGCAGGCUGAAGCGGAGAAGAGAGAGGGCAGAGGAGGAGAAAGUAGAAGAGGAAUACGCGGAAGAGAAAGACGGGGAGGAAGAGGAGAAAGAGAAAGAAGAGGAGGAAGAGAAAGAAGAGGAGGAAGAGGAGGAAGAGGAGGAAGAGGAAGAAGAGGAGGAAGAGGAGGAAGAGGAGGAAGAGGAAGGAGAGGAGGAAAAGAAUGAUGAGGGGGAAGAGGAGGGUGCGGGGGAGGGCAAGGAGUGGAAGCAGGAUGACAAUGAAGUGGAUAAUGGGGGGGAGCAAUGCGACCCAGGCCAAGAUCAUCACAAGGAGCACGUGGGCAGGGGAGGGAAUGCAGAACUGACAAGGGAGCCUAGGAAAAACAGGCACAGUAAAAAACCACAGAGGAACUCAGGAAAGUUUGAGCAGCUGGUUAAGAAUUCUGGGCAAGGGAAGGCAGUGGAGGGAGGUGGGGAUGGGUGGGAGCGAGUGGAGUGUGAUUGGAUCAGCCAGUGGCAGAUAGGGCGGACGGACGAGCGUUGGAGCUGCACCCGCCACUCGUACUCUGUGGCGUUCAGGCGAUGCACUGUGGAAAGAUAG